Molecule: messenger RNA, 387 nt
Organism: Peronospora matthiolae
Lineage: Eukaryota; Oomycota; Peronosporomycetes; Peronosporales; Peronosporaceae
Source: the annotation of a GenBank genome assembly
AUGAUCGCAGCGGUCUUCUGUUCUCGAUCGGCACUAGCUGCAUUGGUGCCGAGUGUGCGACUGAGCUCCACCGGUCGAGGGAAUAGGGAGGAUCUUGGCGUUGGCGAAGGCGCUGCGUGUAAUAUGGCGCGCGAUGUGUUAAGCCGGUGCAGAACCGAGCCGAAUCCGUGGAACUAUGGGCAAAGAAUGUCCCCACCCCCAAUGGGUUCGUUCUGUGGUGUGCGCGUCGACAGUCGCAGCUCAUGGCUGAGCCCGCGCAGCAGAUGUUGCAGAUGGGUGACACCUAUAAAAGACCCGUUGGCUGCCUUUUCUUUAUCCGACUUUACCAAGAGCCGAGCCCUCGCGCACUAUUGUCCUGCUGCCGCUUCUGCUUCUGCUGCUGGGUGA